Macrobrachium nipponense is the source of this 1467-nucleotide messenger RNA. RefSeq names its product DNA-directed RNA polymerase II subunit RPB3-like (gene RpII33). Gene Ontology annotation, cellular component: RNA polymerase II, core complex. NCBI's taxonomy places the organism in Eukaryota, Metazoa, Arthropoda, Malacostraca, Decapoda, Palaemonidae. Gene Ontology annotation, biological process: DNA-templated transcription. The record is from RefSeq and is a predicted model, not a curated record. Gene Ontology annotation, molecular function: DNA binding; protein dimerization activity.
UGCCCUUCUCGUACUACUUCUACUGGGACCAUUACGAACCUUGUCGAUCUUGAACAGUUACCUGUUAUCAUAAUACUACUAUUUUUGGUGAUUAUUUGUCGUUCUUUGGACACUUUAUCUCCAAAAUGCCGUAUGCUAAUCAACCUUCUCUUAACCUCAUGGAAUUGACUGAAGAAAAUAUCAAGUUUUAUAUCGAAGACACCGAUUUAAGAUAUUCUCAUUGUCAAACUUCGAAAGGGCCAAUCACUCAAGCUAAAGGCUUAUGCUGUGAAGGGAUUUGGGAAAGAACAUGCCAAGUGGAAUCCCACUUCUAGUGUAGCAUUUGAAUAUGAUCCUGACAAUGCCUUGAGACACACACUGUAUCCCAAACCAGAGGAAUGGCCUAAGAGUGAAUAUACUGUCUUGGAUGAUAAUCAGUAUCAAGCUGACUUUGACCCAACAGCUAGGCCAAAUAAGUAUUAUUUCAAUGUUGAAUCUGCCGGAGCCUUGAAACCUGAGAAUAUAGUCAUGAUGGGGAUUGCUGCUUUAAAGAAAAAACUUUCAGAUCUCCAAAAUCAACUUAGCAUGGAAGCACAAUCAGAUGCUUUGGCUAUAAACUAAAUGUGCUUCACUGUGUGUAACUUUCAUUCACCUCAUUAUCAUAAGAUACUAGUUUCACCUUACAUAAAAGCAUCAUGAUUUCAGAAGAAAGUUGAAACAUUUUCUUGAUUCAUUUUAAAGUUUCCUUGAGUAUUCAUAUUAAGUCAUAAUAAUUUGGCUUUUGAGAAAGGUUAUAAAUUAUAUUCCUAGUUUAAGUUCAAGUGUACCCCGUUAGUAAUGGCCCAAGUGAAUACGUAUGGGUAGGAUAAAUUGUCAUGAGCUUUAUAAUUUCCAUAUUAACAAUGUAAUGUGACUUUUGUAGCAUUGUCUCAUUUAUAUUUAUGUUUAGGGAAAUCUGUUUUAAAUGCAUUCUAAAAGGUACCAUUUAAUGGAAAACUAGAAGUGAUUGUAAUUGAAACUGUUUACGUAGUUUUCUUAUAAAUUAAAUUCUUAGUUUAAGUUCAAGUGUACCCUGUUAGUAAUGGCCCAAGUGAAUAUGGGUAGGAUAAAUUGUCAUGAGCUUUAUAAUUUCCAUAUUAACAAUGUAAUAUAACUUUUGUAGCAUUGUCUCAUUUAUAUUUAUGUUUAGGGAAAUCUGUUUUAAAUGCAUUCUUAAAGGUACCAUGUAAUGGAAAACUAGAAGUGAUUGUAAUUGAAACUGUUUACAUAAUUUUCUUAUGAUAAUGGUCUAAAGUUUGUAGUACAGUAUGAUUUUAGUGGUAUCCAACAUUAACCAGGAACUCUAAGAUACUAGAAAACUGUAAAUUCUGUACUAUUGCAUUGUUUCAAAGAUUUAACAUGUUCUUACUUAGUAUACUGUAAUCAUUAUGUUAAUUCACUUCAUGAGGGUAGUUUAAAAGAUUAGAAUAAAAUACAUUUUUUCCACAA